AUGGCGAAUGAUGGAGAGAUUCCGAAGGCGACAGAGUCUACCGAAGCGAUUGUGAACCCAACGCAAGCUUCGCCAAAGUCAUCAAAGAGAAAGCGUAAGCGGACACCGAAGCCCAACGUGCUAAGCCAACUUACCAUCCGGAACCCACCAUGGGCGUAUAUCCAUCUCCGGCAUAUUACGACCACGGGAGCAGCUACGACAGAGCUAGACUCAGUCACUGCGCACAUGCACAUUACAGCAGCACUGUCGCAGUUUCUGGGCUUACACGGAGCCGCAAUACCGAUUGACAUCACGAAGAUCGAAAAGGCUGACGUUUGGGUUCGCUUACCUGCCGAGGACUGCAGCUCUCUACUCGCCGCUGUCGGUGGGUGGGUCAGUAGCAAAGGCGCAGGUUGGAGAAUUAUAGGUACCAGCUCAUGGGAUGCAGCAGCGCCUGGAAGGAACAGCGGGCAAGACCUCUUCAAUGAUUAAUACUGAUGGCCUUCA
Messenger RNA from Baudoinia panamericana UAMH 10762, 486 nucleotides. RefSeq lists its product as uncharacterized. NCBI's taxonomy places the organism in Eukaryota, Fungi, Ascomycota, Dothideomycetes, Mycosphaerellales, Teratosphaeriaceae. Gene Ontology annotation, molecular function: ribonuclease MRP activity. Gene Ontology annotation, biological process: intronic box C/D snoRNA processing; tRNA processing; nuclear-transcribed mRNA catabolic process, RNase MRP-dependent. The transcript has a single exon. The record is from RefSeq and is a predicted model, not a curated record. Gene Ontology annotation, cellular component: ribonuclease MRP complex; nucleolar ribonuclease P complex. Bases 1 to 471 code for a protein of 156 amino acids.